AUGGGGCCGUGGUCCAGCAAGUGGAGUAUCAAAGAUGAAAACAAGCUUCUUAACGAGCUUGGUACGGGUACUGACACAGCAACGAACCCAGGUGGAGAAAGUCUAGGAGCUGGAGGAGGACGUGAAGGAAGUGGAGGAGGAACAGAACCUGUGGCUGGUAAUGGGACUGGUAGCGUACCAAAUAGUGGUAGUACGAACGUUUACUACGACCACACCAACUUUUCUGGUAGCGCCAUAGCUACCUCAACGGAGCUCUACGAUUCUCUUGGAACCAUCAGCACGAUAUCUCAAGCGCAAACGCCCCACCUUUACACAUCAUCCAUAGGGAGUUCUAUAGAUGGCCAUUUGACACAGCUUACACAACUGACGAUACAAGAUUCAAAAAUUAGCCAAACUAUGGAUGGGACUAACCUGUCACCUUAUCAUACACCCGAGAGUGGUGCAGUGGCCGUAUCGUACAUUGGUAUGGGGGCUGUUGGAGGUGAGCAGAGCCCGCAAAUGGAUAUGCAGAACGAGUCAAAUGCUGCUCCUACGGCCCCUCACACUCCUCAAGGAGUUGAUCCUGCUCUUACAGUCUUGCAGCCUCCCGUCGCACAGCCUCAAGUAUUAACUUCGACGAUUCCGUCAUACUCCACAAUAUUACCCAGCUUCGGACACUACACUACUGGUAGUGGUGACUUCAGUUAUAGCGCAGCGUACUCGCAGUAUUCUAGUACACCUUAUAGUGGUUACAGCUAUGGACCAACUACAGGCGGGUUGCUCAAUUCAACGUACUAUUACUGUGAUGGAGACUCUAUACCAUCUUCACAAAAUUUCAAUGGGGGUGAGAACGCCUUGAACCUAGACUGUGCUACGGCAACAGCAGUAGAUGUGGCAUCACGUUCACCACUGGCGGCCACUAGAGCUAGUAGUGGUGCUAGCGCAGCUUCGCCAACGGGAAGUGCCUGUACUAAGCCCGAACUUUCGCAAACUCCUUCCGAUUUGUAUAUUGCCUAA
Molecule: messenger RNA, 996 nt
Organism: Copidosoma floridanum
Lineage: Eukaryota; Metazoa; Arthropoda; Insecta; Hymenoptera; Encyrtidae
Gene: sv
Product: paired box protein shaven
Biological process (GO): regulation of transcription by RNA polymerase II; anatomical structure development
Molecular function (GO): DNA-binding transcription factor activity, RNA polymerase II-specific; RNA polymerase II cis-regulatory region sequence-specific DNA binding
Source: RefSeq, a predicted model, not a curated record